AUGGUCGAGAAGAAGCUGCCCGCGGCGGCUCUGGAGAAAGGGAGGAAGCCGGGGCUCAUCACGAAGACGCUGGACCGGUGCCGGAGCGCGCGGAGGGGCAAGCAGCAGCCGCCGCCGCCGGAGGGCUGCUGCACGGUGUGCGUCGGCGCGGGGCGGCAGCGGUUCGCGGUCCGGACCGAGUGCGUCAACCACCCGCUGUUCCGGGCGCUGCUGGAGGAGGCCGAGGAGGCGUUCGGGUACGCGGCCGCGGGCCCGCUCACGCUGCCGUGCGACGCCGACGCCUUCGUGCGGGUGCUGGAGCAGAUCGAGGAGGAGGAGGCCGCCGCCGGCGAGGCGGCGGCGGCCGUGGCAAGGUGCGGCCUCGCCAGGGGCCACUCCGCGUACCGGCUGCUCGCCCCAGGCCGGCAGCUCCUCGUCGGCCGGUCGUAGCUUGGGCGGCGACGGGUGCUCGAUCUCGCCGAUCUGCACCCGAUCUUCCGCUAUGUGUUGUACUGAAUACUGAUGUCAUUCGUGUGCAGAUCAUGUAGAUGCCAACCGCCAACAAGGUGGCUCGUGCAUCCUAGCAGUCGACGAGUUCUUGAGCUCGAGUUUUUUGUUGAGCAUAUUCUCAUUGUGAGACGGACAAAAAAAUGUCAUGUGCUCUAGUGAUCUAGAUGUGUUGUUGAUGGCCUGAUGUUGCCCUCACGUGAUGC
Panicum hallii is the source of this 692-nucleotide messenger RNA. RefSeq names its product indole-3-acetic acid-induced protein ARG7-like. The record is from RefSeq and is a predicted model, not a curated record. Gene Ontology annotation, biological process: response to auxin. Bases 1 to 429 code for a protein of 142 amino acids. The transcript has a single exon. Lineage: Eukaryota; Viridiplantae; Streptophyta; Magnoliopsida; Poales; Poaceae.